Podospora anserina S mat+ is the source of this 366-nucleotide messenger RNA. RefSeq lists its product as uncharacterized. The record is from RefSeq and is a predicted model, not a curated record. The coding region runs from base 1 to 366 and encodes 121 amino acids. Lineage: Eukaryota; Fungi; Ascomycota; Sordariomycetes; Sordariales; Podosporaceae. The transcript is spliced from 2 exons. Gene Ontology annotation, cellular component: mitochondrial inner membrane peptidase complex.
AUGGCCCCGCACGUCCAAACCUUCCCCUCCUCCCAGCUCCCCUCCCACAUCCACCACCUCCCCAACAGCUCCCACCGCGCCCGCAAGACCCCCAGCGGGAAACCGACCGACCUCUCCCGCGACUGCGACCUCUUCUCGUUUGUGCAGUACGACUGCCAGAUCGCCCGCCCCAACGAGGCCAACUGCCCCGUCGUGUGCACGCCCGUCAAGCGCUUUUUCAGGGUAUGCCCGAUGAAGAACGGUGGCACUUUUACAGCCGAGACGACAAGUUGGGAGUGUCUGAAUGCUCUGAGCAAGGGGGCGGGCGGCGAUGCCGCCGCUGGAGGGACGCAAUUGGAGGUGGGUGCGCAAACAGCAAAGAGAUAG